AUGGCUGAGCCGCACCUCGGUACCAAGCACCCCCCGGACCCCGUGCCUGCCAUGGCUGAGCCGCACCUCGGUACCAAGCACCCCCCGGACCCCGUGCCUGCCAUGGCUGAGCCGCACCUCGGUACCAAGCACCCCCCGGACCCCGUGCCUGCCAUGGCUGAGCCGCACCUCGGUACCAAGCACCCCCCCGACCCCGUGCCUGCCAUGGCUGAGCCGCACCUCGGUACCAAGCACCCCCCGGACCCCGUGCCUGCCAUGGCUGAGCCGCACCUCGGUACCAAGCACCCCCCGGACCCCGUGCCUGCAAUGGCUGAGCCGCACCUCGGUACCAAGCACCCCCCGGACCCCGUGCCUGCCAUGGCUGAGCCGCACCUCGGCAGCAUCACCCUCAGCUCUCCUGGGGUCUGCAGCCGACUCCAGACUGGCUCAGACCUGGAUGACACCAGUGUGAUUGCGUCACCCCUGGCGACGCCUCCCGUGCAGACGCUGACGCCCCGGCCUGUGUGGGAGGACCGUGCACGGGUGGAGAGCUGUGCAGUGGACGGGUCUGGCCGUCCCUCCAGGCCUGAGGACGCGCCCUGCAUCCUGCCGGCUUCCGGAAGCUUCUCGCCGCCCGCGGGUCAGCGGCUGCACCGUGGCCGCUCUCGGCCGCCCGGCCUGCCCGGCGUGUGCCCACCGCGCUCGGGGAAGGACGCGGCGCGGGCCAUCUCGGCCGGGAGACAUCGACUGCCCAUUCCGGCUCAGCGGCCUGUCCACCCCGACCUCAGGGCCGCCGCCCGCGCCCCGACCCGAGCCCCCUUGCUGUCCACACCACCUCCUUGUCCCGGGCUGAUGUCUCACCGGGGCCUGGGCCUGCCUCUGCGCCGCGUGGCCACCCGCGGGACACGGGAGGGACACGGGAGGGCCAGGCGUGGCUGGAGUGACCCCUUCCCACGGGCGCCGGCGGUCAGCGGGGGCCACUCCGUGUUUGCUUCCCGAGGCCCCGCCCUGCCCCCCACAAGCCCCGAGCCCCGGCUGGUCCCCUGGGGCCAGACCCGCUGGGCAUCGUGGGAAGUGGCCGCGGGGACCGAGACGGGCGGCGGGGGCUGCACGGGGGGCAGGGGCGCUGGGGUCGGCAGGAGCCCGGCUGGGGGCCCAGUGCUCGGACCCCGCAUCUGUGCCGCCCCAGGGCCUGGGGCGGGGCGCUGGGGGCAGCGAGGGGACAUCCGGUCAGGGCCUGCGCCAGGGCGUCAGGCUGGGCUUCGGGUGAUUCAGCCAACCGAGACAAUGAUGUCUACACAGUCUGGGUGGGUCGGGGGGCGGCCGGAGCUCUGGCUCCUGCAGCAGUGCGGCCCUCUUUACGACAGAGCCACCGACGGCAGCAUCCGCCUUUACGACGCUCGACAAUCGCCCGCCGGUCGAUCCAGCAUCUUUACGACAGAACCACCAACCGCGCCUUCCGUCUUUACGACACUCGGCAGGGUCACCGGCGGGUACGAUCCUCUUUACGGCACUUGGUGGACUCGCCCGAGGCUGCUGCAGGGUCGCCGCGCUCAGGAGCUGGGGCCCCGGGACGUGCGGGGACGCCCUGACACCGAGGGCAGCUCCGAGACGUCACCAGCGGACAGCGUGGCCGCGAUCCCUGAGAGACUCCAUUCCUGUUUGUGGUUCCAAGAGUCUUUGCCUUUUGGUUUCGAUCUUGCGAGGGCAGCUGCCCUGGGUGCCGUUGAGGGCGACCUGACGUCUCCACUGCACAGGUGGGAGCCAGCGUGUGCAGAGCCCGUGAUGGGAGAGGCCAAGCGGAUGCGGAGCUGUGACGGCCAGGGCUGGGGAGCGAGGCUCAGCCCCGCACACGGGGCAGCAGGCAGCGGCUUCUCAGGAGAGGCCUCCGUGCGGUCGCCGGCCACAGCGCCUGGCACGUCCGGCAGCCCCGGGGCUGCCCUGCGACAGCAGGAAAUGGGCCCCGAGGGUGCUGUGUCCUCCCUGCUGUGGACGGCGGCCGUGGCCGGCUCUCCUGGGGGUCAGGCGGCCGUGGCCGGCUCUCCUGGGCGUCAGGCGGCCGUGGCCGGCUCUCCUGGGGGUCAGGCGGCCGUGGCCGGCUCUCCUGGGGGUCAGGCGGCCGUGGCCGGCUCUCCUGGGCGUCAGGCGGCCGUGGCCGGCUCUCCUGGGGGACAGGCGGCCGUGGCCGGCUCUCCUGGGCGUCAGGCGGCCGUGGCCGGCUCUCCUGGGCGUCAGGCGGCCGUGGCCGGCUCUCCUGGGGGACAGGCGGCCGUGGCCGGCUCUCCUGGGCGUCAGGCGGCCGUGGCCGGCUCUCCUGGGGGACAGGCGGCCGUGGCCGGCUCUCCUGGGCGUCAGGCGGCCGUGGCCGGCUCUCCUGGGCGUCAGGCGGCCGUGGCCGGCUCUCCUGGGGGACAGGCGGCCGUGGCCGGCUCUCCUGGGCGUCAGGCGGCCGUGGCCGGCUCUCCUGGGCGUCAGGCGGCCGUGCCCGGCUCUCCUGGGGGACAGGCGGCCGUGGCCCGUCCCCCAGCCUCGUGGGCAGCUCAGAAAGCCCCGGCCACUUCUUGGCUGCCUCUCGCCCUUGUCCGGCCCUGGAAACUCGAGUCUGUGCCGCGUGGUCUUGGGUGCGGUCUGGGGGCUGCGCAGGCUGCCAUGAGAGCCGCCACCGACUGGGCUCCAACACGGGCGUCUGUCCUCUCCCGGGUCCGUGUCAGGGGCCGGCAGCCUCCCCGGCGGCUCUGGGAGGCCCUCGCCUUGCUCUGCCCGCUUCUCUGGUCGCCCAGCGUCCCCCUCGCCUGUGUCCUCCCCCCUGCACAGCUCUGA
Molecule: messenger RNA, 2799 nt
Organism: Lepus europaeus (European hare)
Lineage: Eukaryota; Metazoa; Chordata; Mammalia; Lagomorpha; Leporidae
Product: collagen alpha-1(I) chain-like
Exons: 9
Coding region: 1-2799 (932 amino acids)
Source: RefSeq, a predicted model, not a curated record